Ipomoea triloba (trilobed morning glory) is the source of this 2995-nucleotide messenger RNA. RefSeq names its product nitrate regulatory gene2 protein. The record is from RefSeq and is a predicted model, not a curated record. The coding region runs from base 248 to 2809 and encodes 853 amino acids. Lineage: Eukaryota; Viridiplantae; Streptophyta; Magnoliopsida; Solanales; Convolvulaceae. The transcript has 5 exons.
UUUUCUCUGUCUCUCUCUCUCUCUCUCUCCUCUAAACCCUGUCUCUGUCUGCACGAAAAACAGAGCCCCGGCACAGUGAUCUUGCACCUGUUUGUGUCCGCAAACCGGUUCACUGAGAACAAAGGGAACUCAUCAUCUUGUUAUGAACAGUUUGAGUAUGAAUGUGGUGAGAGUAAGAGGGCAGUUUCAUUUCGAUUUGCGUCUGGAGAAUUCUUAGAGGCCUAUCAUUAAAGAGGUGGGUUAAGAAAUGGGAUGUUCUUCAUCCAAGGUGGAUGAUGAAGAGUCAGUCAAGCUUUGUAAAGAUAGGAAGAAGUUCAUUAAAGAAGCAGUUGAGUACAGAUUGAGGUUUGCUUCUGGUCACAUUGCUUAUAUCCAGUCUAUGAAAAGAGUUUCGGCUGCUCUGCGAGAUUAUGUUGAGGUGGAUGAGCCUCGGGAGUUCUUGUUAGAUGCAUUCACUACCAAUCAGCCAUUUGCACCAGCUAAGAAAGUGAAAUCUGGUGGCUUCAUCUCGAUUGAGCCAAAAUCCUUCACAAUUACACCUUUGCCGCCCGAGAACAAUUCCACUUUGAGAGUGAACUAUCUUAGAUCGGGUGGAAAUGCUUCUGUUUCGGUUGAGGAGAGACCUCAGUUGCCUGAAACAUUCAGGAUUGAAACCUAUUCCCCAGUGCAUCAGUAUGGGAUGGAUGGCUUUUUCCCUAUGCAAUCCCCACCCGUGAGUUCUUCAAUUUUUAAUUACUCACCCAACAAUAGGCCUAAUUUCCCCCCUUCACCACAAAACACCCAGUGGGAUUUCUUCUGGAACCCCUUUGCUUCACUGGAUUACUAUGGUUAUCCCACAACGAGCAAUCUUGAUCAUGAGAUUUUGGAUGAUGAUGAUAAUGAUGGGCUAAGGCAAGUUAGAGAAAAGGAAGGGAUUCCUGAUCUUGAGGAAGAAUCUGAACAAGAAGAAACUAACUACAGGGGAAUUGCAAAAGAAGAGAGAGCUAGAAUCCACCAGAAAUUCAUUAAUGAAGUUGUGGUGGAAGAUGUUGAUGAUGAUGAUGAUGACGACGACGACGACGACGAUGAUGAUAGUGAUGAUAAUGAUGAAAUAGACGAACACAUUGAUACAGAUCAUCAUGUUCAAGGAUUAAACUCAAAUUCCAAUCAUCAUGCUCAAGGAUUAAAAUCAAAUGCCAAUCAUCAUGCUCAAGGGUUAAACUCAAAUGCCAAUCAUCAUGCUCAAGGGUUAAACUCAAAUGCCAAUCAUCAUGUUCAAGGGUUAAACUCAAAUGCGAAUCAUCAUUUUCAAGGAUUAAACUCAAAUGCCAAUCGUCAUGCUCAAGGAUUAAAAUCAAACGCCAAUCAUCAUGUUCAAGAAUUAAAACCCAAUGGCGGCAAUCAUAGUACAGCAGUGGCUAAGGCACAAAAUAGGGGCCAGCUUAGUAGUAAAGGGACUGCAGUUGUGGAUUGUGAAGCAAAGGAAGAAGCACCUGGAUUUACCGUUUAUGUCAAUAGAAGGCCAACAAGCAUGGCAGAAGUUAUUAAGGACCUUGAAACGCAGUUUACGAUUGCCUGCAAUUCAGCUACAGAGGUGUCAUCUAUAUUAGAGUCAAUCAGGGCUCAGUAUUCAUCAACAUCAAAUGACCUUAAGCACAUGAAAAUGUUGAACCCAGUAUCUCUGUUUCGUUCGGGAUCUUCAAGAUCAUCAUCAUCUAGAUUCUUGAUCAAUCCCUCAACUUUAAAAGAUGAAAGUUAUCAAAGCAACAGUGAUACGUCUGAUGACUCCUCCAUGCUUUCGAGCAGUCAUCAGUCUACCCUGGACAGAUUAUUUGUAUGGGAAAAGAAACUUUACCAGGAAGUUAGGGCUGGUGAACGUGUUCGGCUAGCAUAUGAGAAGAAAUGUGCGCAACUGAGAAAUCAAGAUGUGAGCGGGGCAGACCCUUCUUCUCUUGAAAAAACGAGAGCAGCCAUUAGGGAUUUGCAUACUCAGAUAAAAGUCUCAAUACACUCGGUUGAAUCUAUCUCAAAAAGGAUUGAAUCUUUAAGGGACGAUGAACUGCAGCCUCAGCUUUUACAAUUGGUGGAAGGGCUAGGUAAAAUGUGGAAGGUGAUGGCAGAGUGCCACCAUAUACAGAAGCGUACACUGGAUGACGCGAAGCUCUUACUUGCUGGCAUGCCGUCAAAGCAUGCUGGGAUUAAGAAAUACACGAUAAUGUCACCUUCUGAGCCACACCAGCUAGCCCGUUCAGCAGCCAACCUUGAGAUGGAGCUCAGAAAUUGGAGAGCUUGUUUCGAGUCAUGGAUCACUUCUCAGCGAUCCUACUUGCACGCAUUAACAGGAUGGCUCUUGCGUUGUCUCCACGAGGACGCUGACACGUCAAAAACGCCAUGCUCUCCCAGCAGGGCUGAGGGAGCACCGCCAAUAUUCAACAUAUGCAUCCAGUGGUCUAAGCUGUUGGAUUCGGUGAGGGAGCUCCCCGUGCUCGAUGGACUAGACUUUUUCGCUGCAGGCGUUGGUUCCCUAUAUGCACACCAGCUGAAAGAAGACUCACGGGGGUGGAACCCAGGCGGGUCAAAGAGGUUUAGCGGGGAACCCUCGAGUAACAACAUGGAGCUGGUAGAAGUUGGGAAAGUCGACGAGGAAGUAAUGACAGCAGAAAAGAUGGCUGAGGUGGCAAUUAGAGUGCUGUGUGCUGGGAUGUCAGUCUCUGUGAGCUCACUCACAGAAUUCUCAAUUGUUUCAGCUGAAGGAUAUGCUGAUCUGCUCAAGAACUGGGAGGAGAAAAGGCUGUUGCAGAACUCCAAUAGAAAUGGAAAUGGAAUGUAGUUAGUUUAUGCUACAACAACUAUAAUAGGGUAGUUAGGAUGGAAAUUAAACCCAGUGUAAAUUACUUGUGUUUGAUCUGAUUUAGUGUCUAUUCAUACAGAGAAUUGAAAUGGAUUAUUCUUAAUGCCUCAAUCAAGUUUUGUCUCUCCUAUAAAGUCUGGAUAUAGAAAGUAAAUUUCUUGCCUC